AUAUUCAAUUCUUCAAUCUUACCCAAAGUUGGAUUUAUAAUUUUUUAAUUAAAUACUACAACGUCCUCUUGAUUAGAUGAUUAGAUUUUUUUUUCCAUGUGUUUUAAUUAAUCGUAACAAUCAAUAAGAAAAUCUUAUCGAUAUAAAGACAGAAAGUCAAAAACAUCGAAUAAAUGCCCAACGAAACAAUCGUUCGUGUCCAGAAUUCACAAUAUAUUUCUGUCUUUGCUAACCAGGAGGUAGGUUGACUAUAAAAUCAUGCAUCCGCUCGCUGUAAGUCACAGUACUUUUUCUUAUACAGAAGUGUACAGUACCAAAAUUAAAGAUGCAACAUUAUACUAUCUUCUUGGUCCUAGCUAUAUGCAGUUGUGUAGCAUUAUGCAUAGCUACGGAAGUUGAUAAUCAGUACGAUCACCAAGCAGAUACAUUUAAAACGCUCGAUACAACGGGCGAGCUCAAUAAUGGGGCUGAAGUACAUACAAGAACAAAGAGGACACUUUUCUUAAAAAAGAAAUUAAUAGGUGCUGGACUUUUAGGAUUUGGUGUCGGUGUUGCUAAAGGAUACAAACUUGGAUAUCACAGUGCUCCUGAAAUUCAUCGUAUAUAUGUUCCACCACCUCCAACUGUUAAAUACGUGGAAUAUGUUGAGAAACCUGUUUAUAUUUCAAGAAUUAUCGAAAAACCCGCGCCUAUUUACAAAGCGGCUCAUUUAGAUUACGAACCAUCCUGGUCUCAACCUGAUCCUUCGCCUCAUUAUGGUUCUUGGUAAAAAAUAUUGGACACUUUUAUAAGCAAAUCCAUAAAUCAUAAAUAUCGUUCUGGGAGCUAGCGUAUGGAUUAUUCGAUGGAUUUAAAUGAAAGAAAAAGUUCUAUUAUUCUACGUUCCUUCUUCUCAAUUGACAUGACGAUUUUUAAGCAUGCUCCUGUUUAUAACCAAAAAUACUGUAUUUGUUAAAUAAAAUGUUGUUUUUAUAA
Molecule: messenger RNA, 975 nt
Organism: Vespa velutina
Lineage: Eukaryota; Metazoa; Arthropoda; Insecta; Hymenoptera; Vespidae
Exons: 4
Coding region: 326-769 (147 amino acids)
Source: RefSeq, a predicted model, not a curated record